AGCCGUCGGGGCCGCGUCGCAGCGUCCGCCUUUUGCUUUGUGGGGGGCGAGCCCUUCCCGACCGUGCUCCGAGAACCAUGGCCGCCGACCAGCCCAAGGUCGACUGGCUGGGCAUGCACGACAACGCCACGUCCUUCCUGUACAAGCAGGAUGGGGCCAAGGACGACUCGGACACGGAGGGCGCGGGCGGCAAACGCUUCCUGCCGCCGUCGAGGACGGUGAGGCACUGUCUUACCAUGUGCGACUUCACGAAGGAGGAGGUGGUCGACAUCAUCCGCGUGGCCAUCGCCAUGAAGAAGUCUAGAAAGAUCUUUAUGGAAACGGGCUUCGACCGAUUCUCGGACAUCCUGAAAGGCUUCUCCCUCCUGACCCUCUUCGAGAAGCCGUCGCUGCGCACGCGAGUGUCGCUGGAGGUCGGCAUGCAUCAGCUGGGCGGCCAGGCGAUCUUCUACUCGAUCGCCGACUCGCCACUCGGCAAGAAGGAGAGCAUCGAAGACACCGGGAAGGUCCUUGCCAGGAUGUGCCAGGGCAUUACAGCCAGGGUCGCGAGCCGCAAGGCGGUCCGAAGCCUGGCGGAAGUGUCCGACGUGCCCGUGAUCAACGCGCUCGACGAUUAUGCGCACCCGAUGCAGAUGUUCGCUGAUCUGCAGACCAUCGUGGAGUGCAAGGGCUCGUGGGACGGCCUCACCAUGUGCUACCUCGGGGACCUGGAGAACAAUGUCACUUACGACCUCAUGCGUCUCGCGGCUCUCAUGGGGUACAAUAUGCACCUGGCUGGGGCUGGCCAGGUGGAGGAGGGCGUCUGGACGGAGGUCAAGGCGCUCCAGGAGAAGUCUGGGAGCAAGGUGGAGGUGUUCAAGACCGCACAGGAGGCCGCGGCCGGCGUCGACGUCGUGUACUGCGACAGCUGGAUGAGCUACGGCAUCCCGAAGGAUGAGGAGAAGGCGAGGAUAGAGAUGUUCAUGCCGUACCAGGCGAACGCCGGGCUCAUGAAGUUGGCCAAGCCUGACUGCAUCUUCAUGAACUGCCUGCCCGCCGCCAGGGGCAUGGAGCAGACCUCGGAGGUAAUCGACGGGCCGCAGUCCGUCGUCUUCGACCAGGCCGAAAACCGGCUGCACGCGCAGAAGGCCCUGCUGACCUUCCUCAUGGCGCGAAAGAAGUUUGACGAGAUCGUUGCGGUGCCAGGACUUCCCAAGAGUGGAAAGAGCUGAGGCGCACGCGGCAGCACCGGUUAGUAACCGGAGGAGCGCCAGCUGAGGCUUCGGGCAUCCCUUCCGUUCUCCUCCCUCCUCC
Messenger RNA from Prorocentrum cordatum, 1293 nucleotides. Lineage: Eukaryota; Dinophyceae; Prorocentrales; Prorocentraceae. The record is from the annotation of a GenBank genome assembly.